Messenger RNA from Astyanax mexicanus (Mexican tetra), 5073 nucleotides. RefSeq names its product insulin-like growth factor 2 mRNA binding protein 2b (gene igf2bp2b). Gene Ontology annotation, biological process: nervous system development; regulation of gene expression. The transcript has 16 exons. Gene Ontology annotation, molecular function: mRNA 3'-UTR binding. Gene Ontology annotation, cellular component: nucleus; cytosol; cytoplasm. Bases 261 to 2081 code for a protein of 606 amino acids. Lineage: Eukaryota; Metazoa; Chordata; Actinopteri; Characiformes; Acestrorhamphidae. The record is from RefSeq and is a predicted model, not a curated record.
CACACACUCACACGCACACACCCACACACACAUACACAAAGUGAUUUAGCUAGCUACAAGUUGAUGCCGGGGAGGGGGGGCUUCGCUUGGCCUUUUCUUUUUCUUUCUUUCUUUUUUGUUAUUUUUGUUUUGUUUGUCUCUCCUCGCGUUAAUAUCGUUUAAUUACACAUUUCCCCCUUUUUUUUCUUUUUUCCUCCACUUUCCACCUCCCGCCUUCACUUCACCUCCGCUCCUCCGUGCCUUUUUUCCCUCCCUGGAUCAUGAACAAGCUUUAUGUGGGGAACUUGAGUCCCUCGGUCACCGUGGAGGACCUGAAGCGCCUCUUCGGGGAGAGCGAGCUGCCCGUGGCCGACCAAGUGCUGCUCAAGUCCGGCUACGCCUUCGUGGAUUUCCCUGACCAGAAGUGGGCCAUAAAAGCUAUCGAGACGCUGUCAGGAAAAGCUGAGCUGCACGGAAAGGUGAUUGAGGUUGACUACUCUGUUCCCAAAAAGCUGAGGAGUCGUAAGAUCCAGAUCCGGAACAUUCCCCCUCACCUGCAGUGGGAGGUACUAGACAGCCUGUUAUCUCAGUACGGUUCUGUAGAAAACGUGGAGCAAGUUAACGCUGACUCAGACACAGCUGUGGUGAAUGUCACCUAUGCUUCAAAAGAAGAAGCUAAAGAGGCCAUUGAGAAGUUGACGGGUCACAGUUUGGAAAACCACUCCUUCAGCGUGUCCUACAUUUUGGACGUGGAGGGGGGCGGAGGCUCUCAGGCCCAGCGGGCGACACCCCGGGGGGGCCGAGGGCCACGGGAGCCGGACUCCACGCAUCCCGGGGCCAUGGGGGGCCUGCAGGGGCCCCGGCACGGCCACCACGAAUUCCCGCUCAGGCUGCUGGUGCCCACACAGUUUGUUGGAGCCAUCAUCGGCAAAGAGGGGCUCACCAUCAAAAACAUCACCAAGCAGACACAGUCCAAAGUGGACAUCCAUCGUAAGGAGAACGCUGGAGCAGCAGAGAAACCCAUCACAAUCCACUCUUCUCCUGAGGGCUGCUCUCAGGCCUGCAGGAUGAUCCUGGAGGUCAUGGAGAAAGAAGCCAACGACACCAAAACUGCUGAUGAGGUUCCUCUGAAGAUCUUGGCCCAUAACAGUCUGGUGGGGCGUCUGAUCGGGAAGGAGGGCAGGAAUCUGAAGAAGAUCGAGCAGGACACCGGGACCAAGAUCACCAUUUCACCAUUGCAGGACCUGACCAUUUAUAACCUGGAGCGCACCAUCACGGUGAGAGGAGGGGUGGAGGAGUGCUGUAAUGCGGAGGUGGAGAUCAUGAAGAAGCUGAGGGAGGCCUACGAGAACGACGUGGCCUCUGUAAAUUUACAGACUAAUAUGAUCCCGGGUCUGAAUUUGAGCGCACUGGGAAUUUUCUCCUCGUCUCUACCUGUCCUGUCUCCACCUGGGGGCCCCCGAGGAGUGGCCCCUCUCCCCACCACAUACAACCCCUUCAUGGGUCACACAUCAGCACUGGGGGGUCUAUUUGGAGCUCCACCCACCUUACCCCUGCAACAAACAGCUACAGAGCAGGAGGUGGUGUAUCUGUUUAUCCCCACUCAGGCAGUAGGAGCUCUAAUAGGGAAGAAAGGACAACAUAUAAAGGAGCUAGCACGGUUCGCUGGUGCUUCCAUUAAAAUCGCCCCGUCAGACAGUCCUGAUGCUCCUGAGAGAAUGGUCAUCAUCACCGGUCCUCCUGAAGCUCAGUUCAAGGCUCAGGGACGGAUAUUCGGGAAGCUGAAAGAGGAGAAUUUCUUCACGGCGAAGGAGGAGGUGAAGCUGGAGACGCAUAUCAAAGUCCCCGCAGCUGCAGCCGGGCGUGUCAUCGGAAAAGGAGGCAAAACGGUGAAUGAACUUCAAAACCUUACGAGCGCUGAGGUUAUAGUUCCACGGGACCAAACGCCGGAUGAGAACGACGAGGUGUUUGUGAAAAUUAUCGGACAUUUUUUUGCCAGUCAGACUGCCCAGCGGAAAAUUAGGGAGAUCAUCCAGCAAGUAAAACAGCAGGAACAGAAAAACCAGCAGGGGGCGCCGACGCCUUCGCAACACACCAAGUGACCACCAGAGGGCGCCAGCAAGCAGCAGCAGCCUAUGAAUGUAGCUCCUCCGAGCGCAAACCAAAAUGAGCAAAAAGCGCAAGAGAAAGAAAGAAAGAGCGGCAAGGAAACGGACGAGAAGGACAAGAAACACGAUCAAAACCAAAGAACUUUACGAUUAAAAAAUAAUAAACAACAAUAAAAAAGAAAAAAGGCUCACGAGAAGAGCGGAAACACGUUAGCAGGCUGGGGACGGCGAGCGAUUUUAAACGUGUCGAGACGCUGUCUGACGAUGAAUGGUACGCAAGCGACCACUGUCUGUAGGGGCUGUGUCUUUCUUCCGAGAAGCACACGUGCAGUAAUUAUUAUUAUUACUACGCAGUAAAGCAGUAAAGCAGAAAUCACCAUGUCUGUGCGGAUAUGAGACGGUUUUACCAGCAAACAAACUUCGUACGUACUUCUCGUGUUCUUACAGACAGACGGGAACGAACGCAUUCGAGCGGAGUGUGUGUGUGUGUGGGCACACUGCGGCGUAACAAUGUAGGCCGGACUAGAAUUUAAAGACGUUACGGAAGGCAGACGCGUCGAUACGAACUACCUAAGGGAGUUUGGAGUAAGUCUAUAUAUAGUAGAUCUGUUUGUUUUAACAGUGUUAAUUUAUUAGAAGACCAUAACGUGCUUUCUAAACGAUCUAAACGUUUCUGUAGUAGAAGAACACUCUGAUUUAGGACACCUAGAGGAGACUUUAGCAUUUUUCCGAAGCAUUUAGCAUGUGUUACAAUGAUUAGCAUGUCCAGAUUUCACCACACGGAUCAGUACUUGGAUCAUUACGAACUCCCUGCCCGGACGCAGCCAGGCGCAGUCCCUGGAUGCGUACAAGCUAAGCGAUUUUGUAAUUUUGCACUUACUAGAGUUUUAGAGUAAAUUUAGGCCGUGAUGUGAACUGGCAGGCCUAGCUGUAGGUACUCUCUGUUACGCUGUUUGUUUUCUAAGCCUAGCACGAGCACUUCGUACCAGAAAAAGCGGUUAAACUGGUAGUUUGUUCUUAGUAAAGUCAGAGAAUUAGCCUGUGUGCCAACGUUUUAACGUUUCAACUUCCCGAUUCUGCUUUUCCCAGCUGCUGUUUCUGGAUCUUUCUCUUCCACUCUUCGUUUCCUGUGUUCGUAAUUUCUAGCUCCUCUCCCAAAUUUGUAUCUGGCUAAGAUAAGUUUGCCUCAAAAUGGUGAGAAAAACAAAAGGAAAAGGAUAGAAUAUAUGAAAAUGACGAUGUUUGUAACUAUAAAAAUCCUAAAUCAACCUGAAUUGAUUGUUCAGACCCAGCCAGCGCACUUGUGUGGGUUUAAAAUGGGAUCCAGAGUGGGCAAAAUGGACUCUAAGUGGAUUUAUUCAUGUUUUUUAAGUGUGUUAUUGGGACCCAGUUGGGUUUUCCAAUGGCUUCUAUCAUUACAGCCCAUUUUAGUCCCAAAUUGGGUCCAUUUUAACCCUUCCUGGUCCCAUUAAUAUGGGGGCCAACAUUAAACUGGUGGGCAUUGGUCCUGUCUGUACAAUUGUUAUUGGGACCCAGUUGGGCACCCCAAUGGUUCCUAUCAUUACAUUACAGCUCACUUGAGUCCCACAUUGGCCCCAUAUUCAGUGUACAACCUAAAUAGAGCCUGUUUUAACAAGUCUGCAUCUAUAUGUUGGGCCAACAUAGAACCAGUGGGCGUUGGUUCUCCCUGUUAUGUUAAUGGCACCCAGUUGGGCUCCCAAAAUGGCCCCAUCAUUACAGCCCACCCUAAAAUCACAUGGAUCCAAUCUAGACCCUGUGACAGAGGUUGGCAUCCAUACAUAUGGCCAAUAUUGAACUGGUGGGCAUGGUUUUUAAAUGGGUUUGUACAUGUAUUUUUUCUGGACCUAGUUGGGCUUUCUAAUACAUACAUAGGGCCAGCAUAGAACGGGUGGGCAGCAAAGCACUUAAGUGGGUUUGUACAUGUGUACAAAUGGACCCCAAUCAUUACAGCCCACCCUAAUCUCAUAUAGAUCCUAUCCAGGCCCUACUGGUACAAACCAGAUGGGUCCUCGGUUCCAUCAUACGUGGAGUCCACUUGGGCUAGAGCUGCACAAUAUUGAAAAAAAAAAUGACAUGAUGACGAUAUUUUGUUGUACUAAAAAUACAGGAAUUAAUACGCAAAUGUAGCUACAAAUCAGUGAUCCAACAUGUCACAAUGUUAAUAAAGCAAUAUGUGCGCCAAUGAUUGGAGUAACGUACCUUAUUUUUCGGACUAUAAGGCGCACCGGAUUAAAAGGCACAUUAUGCGACACUAGUAAGGAACAGGGGUCUUGCCAUGUUUUCCUUUUAAUUCAGAAGGCUGUAAAGCUAAGCUAGGUUAAGUAAACAAAACUGUAAUUAAAAAAAUAUAUAUGCAGGAUGUUAAUCUAAAAUUAUUUCUCUCCUGAAAACUCUUUCAUGUUUAUUCGGGUGAGUAAAGUGCUUCCGUUUACGUAAGCUUAGAUUUUCAAUAUUUAAGUGCGGUUAGUCGCUAAUGCCCAGGGUGAUAUCAGCUAGCGGUUCAUCAGACGUAGCUUGUUUUAACACAGUAAACAUGCAGGUUAGCAGCUAAUGCUAAUGCUGCUCCAGCAGUGCUAGCCGGGGUUAGCAGCAAGCUACAGACCAAUAUACUCACCUCUGAACAGUGAAAGAGCUACUUUAGCGGAGUUGCUUUACUGCUCCUUAAUACCUGACUGGUGGAAUUCAUACAUAAGAAGCACCAGAUUAUAAAGCGUACUCAUGAUUUUGGGGAAAAUUAAGGGAUUUUAAUUGCACCUUAUAGUCUGAAAAAAAUGCGAUAACUAAUAUUGGGUUGUUAAAAUUGGUAAUCUGAUUAAUCCUGCCUUGGAAAAUGAGAACUGUUUUAAAAAUGUGAUUUAACAUUACACAUCAUGCUUGUUCACAUCGCAAUAUCGAUGCUGAAACGAUAUAUUAUGCAGCCCUGACUCAUGAAUGACCCAUGAAUAGAACUUUCUGAUUUUUAGUU